CGCGUCAGCGGCCUGCGCAGGGCCCUUGGGGCGAAUCGCGGCGCGCUUCGGGGCGACCGCCCUCUCUCGUGGGGAGGGGCGACGGGCCGGCGGCGGGGGCCGGGGCGAGCGCGCCUGCGCGCUGGGCGGCCUUUUCACGUGUCGGGAGGGCCGUAUCGCGGGUCUCUCCUUGCCACGGUGCGCCAGAGCGGAGUACGAGUCUGAGGCUGAGGGAGUCAUGGCAGGACAGGCGUUUAGAAAGUUUCUCCCACUCUUUGACCGAGUAUUGGUUGAAAGGAGUGCUGCUGAAACUGUAACCAAAGGAGGCAUUAUGCUUCCAGAAAAAUCUCAAGGAAAAGUAUUGCAAGCAACAGUAGUCGCUGUUGGAUCGGGUUCUAAAGGAAAGGGUGGAGAGAUUCAACCAGUUAGCGUGAAAGUUGGAGAUAAAGUUCUUCUCCCAGAAUAUGGAGGCACCAAAGUAGUUCUAGAUGACAAGGAUUAUUUCCUAUUUAGAGAUGGUGACAUUCUUGGAAAGUACGUAGACUGAAAUAAGUCACUAUUGAAAUGGCAUCAAUGUGAAGCUGCCCAUUCCACUGAAGUUCUGAAAUCUUUCAUCAUGUAAAUAAUUUCCAUAUUUCUCUUUUAUAAUAAACUAAUGAUAACUGAUGACAUUUAGUGUCUCCAAAAUUGUUUCCUUGUACUGAUACAAACAUUUCCAAAUAAAAAUAUAUAAACGAGUGGUUAA
Sapajus apella (tufted capuchin) is the source of this 724-nucleotide messenger RNA. Its product is annotated as 10 kDa heat shock protein, mitochondrial. The record is from RefSeq and is a predicted model, not a curated record. The coding region runs from base 218 to 526 and encodes 102 amino acids. NCBI's taxonomy places the organism in Eukaryota, Metazoa, Chordata, Mammalia, Primates, Cebidae. Gene Ontology annotation, molecular function: protein folding chaperone; metal ion binding; protein-folding chaperone binding. Gene Ontology annotation, cellular component: mitochondrial matrix. The transcript is spliced from 4 exons.